AUGUCAACAACUGGUGAUACAGUCCUGGUCAUUGGCGGCACAGGUGCCCAGGGAAUACCAGUCGUCAAAGCUUUGGCAUCUGGUUCUAAGUACAAAGUUCGAGUCCUGGCCAGGAGUGCUUCAUCGGCGACAGCAAAAGAACUAAGUUCAAUCCCCGGGGUGGAAAUCUUCGAGGGUGAUCCUUAUCACGAGCCCACCCUUCGAGACGCAUUCAAGGGCGUCUCUUAUGCUUUUGCCAACACGAAUGGCUUUGCGAUCGGGGAGAAGGCUGAAAUUUACUGGGGUAUCCGGCUCUAUGAGCUGGCUCGAGAAUUCCACCUUCAACAUUUCGUUUACGCCGGUCUGCCAUAUGCCUCCAAGCUUGGGAACUUUGACCCUAAGUACCGGACCGGGCAUCUAGAUGGGAAGGGGAAAGUCGUUGAUUUCCUUUCUGCUCAGCCAACUUCCCCUAUGGCCUGGUCUGUGAUUACUUCGUGCCUAUACGCUGAAGGACUCUCGGAAGUUAUUCGGCCUUUCCCAGAUACUGAGGAUCCCACCACGAUGGUCUUCGCGGCGCCUCUGGGGGACGGGAAGUGCCCUCUUAUCCACCUUGAGGACUACGGAUCUUACGUCAGAUGGAUUUUCGAUAAUCCAACCAGAAGUAAUGGACUCGAACUACCUGUGGCUACGGAGGACAUUGCGUGGAAGGAUCUUGCUGCAGCUUUCACGGCAGUGACGGGCAUCAAAGCUGUCUACAAAGAUGUCACUUUUGACGAAUACUUUCAGUUGGGAGUUUGGGCAAACCCGGAUGCGAUCUUGGGGGAUUCUGCCCAGUCGAAUGAUUCUACUUUAUUCACGGUGCGGCAGAACUUUACGGGGUUUUGGAACACCUGGAAAGAUAAUCUGUCUAAGAGAGAUUAUCUACUGCUGGAUGAGAUCCUUCCAACUCGAGUGAAGAGUGUGAGGGAAUGGAUGGAGAAAACUGGUUAUACUGGAAAGCACAUGCCAGUUUUGAAAAGCUAUCAUGCCGGUGGCAGGGGAGUCUAA
Messenger RNA from Penicillium verhagenii, 1026 nucleotides. RefSeq lists its product as uncharacterized. The transcript has 2 exons. The record is from RefSeq and is a predicted model, not a curated record. NCBI's taxonomy places the organism in Eukaryota, Fungi, Ascomycota, Eurotiomycetes, Eurotiales, Aspergillaceae. Bases 1 to 1026 code for a protein of 341 amino acids.